Molecule: messenger RNA, 1866 nt
Organism: Cuscuta campestris
Lineage: Eukaryota; Viridiplantae; Streptophyta; Magnoliopsida; Solanales; Convolvulaceae
Source: the annotation of a GenBank genome assembly
GACACCGGAGUUAGUACGAUGAAGCGGCGGUGCUUCAAGUAAUUAUUUCGUCGAGACCGAUGUUAGUACGGAUUAAGUAAAAGACACACAGCGAAAUUAGUAUAUCGAAGUAAUCGAUGUUACUUAAUACGAAUUAAGUAUGUUGCAGCAACUUUGUCGAAGAUCGAUGCUAGCCCGGCUAAUUGAUGCAAAUAUCUUCAUGUCAUGUAGAGACCACUUCCGGAAUGCAUUGUUCAAAGGGCCUGAAGAAUCGGGCGUCCCCGAUAAGGGCUCAGCUGAGCCACCGGUGUACCCAAUUCGAUUGGGGUCAGACUUACGAGAAAAUAUGUGCAAGACCGGUGUGUAUAUCAUUCUUGGCCUGUCUCGCGCACAAGAAUGAUAUUUACCAGCGUGCCAGGCCGGGCCUGUGUCACAUAUUUUAAUAUUUUUUAUUAUACUGAGCAAGACCGGUGUAGUAACCAGCGUGCCAGGCCGGGCCUGUGUCUCAGUCUUCCUCUUUUUUUUAAUACUGAGCAAGACCGGUGUUGUAACCAGCGUACCAAGCUCGGCUUGUGUCUCAGUCUUCCUUCCUUUCUUUGCAAAGAAAUGUCCUCCAAUCUUCACUUUAUUUCACCUCCCACUUUAUCAAAAAGGGUGAAGAAUUUACCACAUGCAACUCUCUCCCUUGUCUCGUUCUUUUGGAUGUGAGAUUGAAUGAGCUGGAGUUCAAUUAUCCAAGGGAGGCAACAACUGUAGACAUUAGCGCCAGAGAUGGAAUUUUACAGCGGCGAUGGGGGGUGGAUCUCGACAACUUAGCAGUGGUGACGGUAGGUUGAGGAAUGAUGGUGGUGGGGAUGAAGCAAAGAUCGAGUUCAUCGGUGGUGACGACGAUUUUGGUGAUCUUGUGAUGGCUGGCCCAAUUUGUGGAGGCCCGUACUAUCCAAUGGAAUCCCAACAAGAUGAAGACACAAGUCAUCCCAACUCUCCUACUACUCAACUAAAAGGCAAGAAUAACGAUCAGGUGAUUAUUAGCGCCCUCCUUGGUAGCUGUACCAACACAAUACAGCCACUUAUAUCCAUGGUUGAGACCUCUGCGGCCACAUGGAAAAAUUUCACGACAAGCUUUGCAAGUGCCUCACGCGGUCGUGUGGUUUCCCUCAAGUCCAAGCUUUCGAAAAAACCACGUGGCACUCGAUCUAUUCAGGAAUUCCUCAACGAUAUGCAGUCCAUUGCGAAUGAUCUUGCCUUGGCCCAACAUCCUGUUCCUGAAAUGGACCUUACUGUUCAUGUGCUAAAUCAGAUGGGUGAAGAAUAUGACUCGAUUGUGUCUGUUGCACGUGUUCUUGAAUCCCCUCUUCCGUUCACUGAACUUGGCGAUAUUCUCAAAGAGCAUGAAACCAAGCUUAAGGCUGCCGAAGAAUCAACGCAGUCCCUAGUAGCCACAGCGCAUGCGACCGAGCGUUCAUCUUCUGCAUCACAUGGCAAGCAACAAUUUACAUAUAGACGUCGCAUGGGCUCUCGGGAUGGCAAUUCGCGACGUGGACGUGAUCAGUCUCAUGGUGACCUAGCUUCUACAUCUGUUUGCCGUUAUUGUCAAAUCCCAGGGCAUACGGUGCAAGUGUGCCGCAAGCUGGCCAAGUUUUUACGAGAGAAUGGGUUGUCCACUAUUUCCGCACCUUCGGUCAACACUGCCACGGGGGGAUUUCAGCAUCUAAAUGCGUGGAUGUUCGACAGUCAUCACACAAGUUCCAGUCUAGCUCCGCUUCAAGCUUUCUCUGACUAUGGGGGUCCUGAUGAGGUCGAUCUGUAUGGGUGAUGGUUACAAAAGGCAAUAGAUGGGCUCAACCUUUUUUUAGGAUGAACAGUAAAGAAAACGUGGAAUCAUUU